This is a messenger RNA of Rasamsonia emersonii CBS 393.64, 1662 nucleotides long. RefSeq lists its product as uncharacterized. Bases 1 to 1662 code for a protein of 553 amino acids. NCBI's taxonomy places the organism in Eukaryota, Fungi, Ascomycota, Eurotiomycetes, Eurotiales, Trichocomaceae. Gene Ontology annotation, cellular component: cytoplasm. Gene Ontology annotation, biological process: protein import into nucleus. The record is from RefSeq and is a predicted model, not a curated record. The transcript is spliced from 3 exons.
AUGGCUUUGCCUCCCGAGCACAUCAAGAUCAAGCGUCGUAGGGAGGAGGAGCCUGUGGAAACACUCUAUAUUCAGUCCCAACUGCAUCAGACCAAAAGACGGUUCACAGACUUUGUCUUCCAGAGGGUUCGGUUCGAUGGCGAUGAAGGCCAUGGUCCUUCGGAUGCCGUUACCCCUCCCACUUCUGCUGCAAAGCAGAAUGUGCGCAGCCCGCGGUCUGUGAGCAGCUCUGCCUUCACCAGCUUUCCUCCCUCGGCCCGUGCUACGGCAGGAGGGGUCCCCGUUGUGCGGGCGACUUCUCCUGGCGCGGAGUUCCGAGAAGAGAGGCAGCGUGCUGCAGCUCGACGUGAAGUGGAGGAGAGGAGGAAACGUGCCCUGGAAUCCACUCCGCAUUCACGCAAAGCAAGCGGUUCGCUGGGUGGACCGUCGCCUAAGUCGAAGCGCAGAGACACUCCUGUGUCGUCUCGUAGUGGCUCUCCGACUUUUCCUACGUCUCUGCGGCGAUUCCAGAUCUCUAGGUCCCUCGGGUCUACGGGUGUUCUCAAAGCUGCCGGUGGAGGCGUCCAGAAAAAGAAGGGCAGCGUACCUGCUCAAGCAGUGCUUGUGGAGAAGCUCACCCGUAGUCCAUCCGUGAAAGCCGCAUCAGCGUUGGAGGAACUUGCACGAGAAUCUGAAGAUGCGUCGGUCGACACCAGUCCUCCGCGCGAGCGUGCAGAACCUGAAAAGGACGCUCAGGAGGAGCCAGUCCGUCCCAGAAAACGCCCUGUUGUCAACGAAGCAGAGAAGCGCUGGAGAGAGUCGCAGAAAGCUACGAUCGCGGCGGCCAAAGCCAAUAUCACGUCUAAGUACGACGGGGCGGAUGAUCUGGACCGACUGGCGCAGGAACUCGAACAAGUGGUCUUGGACUUGGAGCAGAAUGACCAGGAGAUGAAACCUGCAGAGCCAAUUCCACCUAGCCCGUCAACUGUCCGGCCUGUGUUCCCCAAGCCACCGCCGUUGAAGUACCAGCCCAAGCCGCCGAAGUCCAGAUCACGGACUUUGAGCCCUGGAGCUAAGGCUGGUGGCGGCGUUCAAGACACCAUGCAGGUGGAGCCAGCACCACCAGCUCCUGCGACAACCCAGGACACUGCAAAGGAUGAGGCCGACGAGGACAGCGACGGCGACUACGUCUAUGACACCUACAUCCGACGGCCGUUGCCAGCUGGCUCCAUGCUCACGAAUCCUCUCUUGGACCUGGAAGCAGCCGACGACGCCUUGCUGCGGCAGAAUGGAAUCGACCCGACACGCAAGGACAUUGGUGUCGUGGUCAUUACUGAAGAGGAUGAAUAUCUCUGGGACGAUUUUGCGGAAGACGAGGUAGACGAGGAGAACUGGGACGGCGAAGAUGUGGAUUCGAAUGCCGAAGAUAACCCCGCCAACGACUAUCCCGACGAAGAGCUCUCGUCGGCCGAUGAAUUCGACGACCCGACCGCCAUCUACAGCCGGUAUCGCCACGGGGCCUCAGACGACGAGGAGUACGAUCUCAACGAGUACGACAGCGAAGAGGAGCGGCAUGGAUUCGGCCGUUAUCAAUAUGGAUAUGGACGUGGACGUAGACGCGGACAUUCCGACGAUGACGACGACGAUGAGGACGGUGAUAAUGAAGAUGAUGACGAUUACUAA